Messenger RNA from Saimiri boliviensis boliviensis (Bolivian squirrel monkey), 1081 nucleotides. It is a transcript of the gene MIS12, whose product is annotated as MIS12 kinetochore complex component. Gene Ontology annotation, cellular component: MIS12/MIND type complex; nucleus; chromosome, centromeric region. The record is from RefSeq and is a predicted model, not a curated record. Gene Ontology annotation, biological process: mitotic sister chromatid segregation; kinetochore assembly; mitotic cell cycle. NCBI's taxonomy places the organism in Eukaryota, Metazoa, Chordata, Mammalia, Primates, Cebidae.
GCCAAUCCCCGCCGGCCACAGCUAACUUUCCCGCCCGGCCCCUUUCUGUCACUAAUUGAGGUGCCCCCAACCAGCCAAUCAGGAGAGCGAGAGCAUCCCGCGUUUGCUUUCGUUCGCCGAGGCGCUUAUCAGUCGGAAUUCUGGGGAGCCAACCGCUCCGUCUGUCCUUGGCAUGCCAGCGGCGUUUUAGAGGAGGUGGCGGGAAGCCUGUGUGUGCUCGAAUUCGUCACCCUCAUGGUCGCUCCAGUGGCAUGGCUGGAGGACAAGCAAAUUGAGGACAUUGGCAAUGAAGUGAUCAAAAUGAUAGAUUUUUCACAAUCGAAAAUAACAGGAAAAUAAACGAAGAUGUCUGUGGAUCCAAUGACCUAUGAGGCCCAGUUUUUUGGCUUCACGCCACAAACAUGCCUGCUUCGGAUCUACAUUGCAUUUCAAGACUACCUGUUUGAAGUGAUGCAGGCCGUUGAACAGGUUAUUCUGAAGAAGCUGGAUGGCAUCCCAGACUGUGACCUUAGCCCAGUGCAGAUUCGCAAAUGCACAGAGACGUUUCUUUGCUUCAUGAAAGGACGUUUUGAUAACCUUUUUAGCAAAAUGGAGCAACUAUUUUUGCAGCUGAUUUUACGUAUUCCCCCAAACAUCUUACUUCCUGAGGAUAAAUGUAAGGAGACACCUUAUAGUGAGGAAGAUUUUCAGCAUCUCCAGAAAGAAAUUGAACAGUUACAGGAGAAGUAUAAGACUGAAUUAUGUACUAAGCAAGCCCUUCUUGCAGAAUUAGAAGAGCAAAAAAUUGUUCAGGCCAGACUCAAACAGACAUUGACUUUCUUUGAUGAGCUUCAAAAUGCUGGCAGAGAUCAUGGGACUAGUGAUUUUAGGGAGAGUUUAGUGUCCCUGGUUCACAAUUCCAGAAAACUCCAAAACAUUAGAGACAAUGUGGAAAAGGAAUCGAAACGAUUGAAAAUAUCUUAGUUGCUGAAUAGUCAAAAGGAGGAGCCUGUCAAAAAGUAGAAUCACAAGGAAUUUAUACCAGUGACUGUUCAAACCAAUCAUACUUUUUUUAGAUUUGCUUUGUCAACUCUUUGUUGUA